GUAUGAUUAACUUAAUCAUAACCACUUUAAGUAUUCGGUCGACAUAACAGAUUACCCGCAGAUAAUGUUAAUAACAAGGUUCUGUAAACUAUAUUGAUUCUCGCUAUAUUAAAAAAUGUUGCAUACUAUUUAAACGAAUUCAAUGUUCCAGUAUACUUCAUAUGUUGAAGGUAUCUCCUGGAUUCUUCUUCUUUUGGUGACACUCCAUUUCUGGAGGUUGGCCGACAGUCUCGUGAAGCUUGUCCUAGAAAGAAUAAUAUAUGUAGUAAUCAAGUUGGUAGUAUGAAUAACAAAACCGUUUCAAUGUAAUUUUUUUACGUAAGAUCUAUAAAAGUUUUGCAAUAUCCGAGUUAUGAUAAUUGUUUCUCAAUUUGCAUGGCGUAUUCUAUAAUUAUUUGUAACGACCGCAAUUUUCCGUAAUCUCAAUAUCAUUCAAGUGCUUGCUAUAUCUUUACCUAUUGAAAAAAUAUUUUUUAUUAUCUGACGCACAGAAUCAGACCAUUUCUCUUCAUUGUCUUAUUGCUAAUUAAUAUCACUGAUAUUUUACAUCGAGAAAAUGUUUUAUUGAAAUCAUAUUAUUAUGUUAAUAUUUGGAACGAAUUAAUGAAUAGAAUAUCAAUGAUAUUUAUAUUAAUAGUCUAUAGUGUUAAGAAAAUCCCACCUUACAAUUACAAAGCAACCUGACGCUACAAUUAACAGCUAGCAUAUAUAAGGCAAGAUUUAUCUCCACUCAGUUAAUAAUAUUCUAAUUACAUACAGUAAUAACGCAUAUUUAUACACACACAACGUCACUAUUCCGGUAAGAGAACAAUAAACUUUUCUAACGUUUUAUUUCACAUUUAAUUUCUUCACUUUCACUUGUGAUUACUCAGAGAAAUGAUAAAAUUAAGAAGAAUCUUGAUAGCAUUGAUGGCGGUGUCCUACUCAGCAGCCCAUCUGCCAACGCUACCAAUUCGAAUCUCCAGUGGCCUACUUCGUGGAACUGUUGCUCUGGAUAAUUCGCAUGUUAGAUAUCACGGUAUACCUUAUGCCGUUGCAAAUAGAUUUCAGAGUCCAAAACCAGCACCAAAAUGGGAAGGAAUUUUUGAUGCUAUCAAUGAAUACAGUCGAUGUCCACAACGAUUUUUAAGUUUUGUUAUAGGAAAUGAGGACUGUCUUACUCUUAAUGUUUACGCUCCAAUAAAGCGAAGAAAUCGGCCUUACCCCGUGAUGGUAUUUAUACACGGCGGAGGCUUCAGAGAUGGAUCUGGAUCACCUUAUAUAUACGGACCAGAAUUUUUGGUCAACCAUAAUGUUAUUCUGGUCACAUUUAAUUAUCGUCUUGAAGUUUUGGGUUUUCUUUGCCUGGGCAUAAAGGAAGCUCAAGGAAAUAUGGGCUUAAAGGAUCAAGUGGAAGCUCUACGUUGGGUGAGAAAAAAUAUAAUAGCUUUUGGAGGUGAUCCCGAUAAUGUUACAAUAUUUGGUGAGAGUGCAGGUUCCGCUUCUGUGCUCUAUCAUAUCUUAUCACCAAUGUCCAAAGGUUUAUUUCAUAAAGCUAUAUUAGAAAGUGGUUCUGCGAUGUCAUUUUGGGCGACACAGUUUAACCCUAAGGAUAUAGCGUUUCGCCUUGCACAACAAUUGAAAUACAACACGACGGAUGUAUAUGAAGUCUUGGAUAUUUUCAAAGAGAAAACUGCAGCGGAGUUACUUAGCACAAGGGUGCCUAGAUCUAAUGGAGAUAUAGUGCAAUCGGAAAAUAUAUUUGUCCCUUGUAUUGAGAAUUCGAUUCCUGGAACUGAAGCGUUUUUAACAGAUAGCCCCUAUGUUGUACUUAAUAGCGGCAAAUUUAAUAAAGUGCCUGUAAUAAUUGGAUUUAAUAACGCAGAAGGAUAUAUGUUUGUGGGAAAGGAAAAUACAACAACUAAGUCUAUGUUUAACUUCCUUGACUCGCUACCUCGAGAUUUACAAUUUCCGGAUAGUAGUGCAAGGUUAGAGACUGCAGAAAAUCUAAAAAAUAUAUAUUCUUCCAAACAAAAUAGUUCAGAUGUCAGUGUAGACAGCUUAGUUAAAUAUGAAGGUGAUGCUGGAAUUAGAUUUCCUGUCGUAUCUACAACGGAUUUGUUGAUAAAAAAUUCUGGGGAACCAGUAUUUUCUUACAAGUUUUCAUACAGCGGUUUAUUAAAUUUAGUAAAGAUAUUUUACGGAUUUGGUACAAGCCCUGGUGCAUCACACGGUGACGAGCUCCCUUAUAUAUUUAAAAUAGAAGGUUUUUGGCCAAUAGCAAAAUUAGAGAUGAAAAUGAUUGAUAUAAUGACAACUAUGUGGAGCAAUUUUGCAAAGUAUAGUAAUCCAAUCCCAUUCAAGACGGCGCAGCUUCCAGUAAAGUGGGAACCGGCGACCCUCAAGGAACCCCAUCAGUUAGUCAUUAAUACGCGCAUGUCUACCGCGCCUUUAUGGGAAGAUGAGGCUUUAUUACUAUGGAAUGAAACCUACUCCAAAUACAGAAAGUUAAAUUAAUACACUGUCGAAGAAAAUGAAUUUUAAUUGUUUUUUUUUCUAACCUACACUAGCACACAAUAUAAAAUGAAGUUCCCCGGCCGCAGCUGUCUCUAUGAACGCGUGUGCUUAAAAACUCUCAAAUGGAUUCUGAACGGUUUCAAGCGAAAGAUCACACUAUGAUAAAUUAUGGUAUAAUGAUCAUUUUUUGAGCUCGUUAAAAAAUCUUACCUAAAUACACGCAUCAAGCUGCCGGCGGACGCUAGUGAUCUCGCUGCAUAACCGUUUCCUCAGUUCUAACUAGAUCUGAGUAUAUUAAUUGUAGGUGUUUUGGGAAGACUGACAGAUGAAUAUAUAUUGUUUAUAUAUUUUAAGUAGAAUAAAAAUAAAAUUAGUAGUUUAAGGUAGAAUGAAGAAGAAUGAAAAGCACAAACCCAUUUGAAUUAGUCAAUUAGUGGUAGUGCACGUUAGUAUUAAGUGCUAAACAGUGUAAAAAAGACCUUUAAUAGAGACUGUAAGUAGUGUCAUUGGAAACUUUCUUAUGUUAAAGAUCCUUAUUAGCAAAUUGGGUUAUACUUAAAUUACUUAUUAGUGUUAAGUUAGGCUAAAUCGUAAUGUUCGAUGAUAUCUUAGUAAAGACACAUGUAUUAAACAAAUAAGGUAG
Messenger RNA from Pieris napi, 3139 nucleotides. Its product is annotated as esterase FE4-like. The coding region runs from base 877 to 2496 and encodes 539 amino acids. The record is from RefSeq and is a predicted model, not a curated record. The transcript has 3 exons. Lineage: Eukaryota; Metazoa; Arthropoda; Insecta; Lepidoptera; Pieridae.